AUGAGAAAGUUGAAAGGGAAAGAGGCAGAACUGCGAAUACCGGGGGACCUGAGGGGCCGCUUCUCCGCACCCGCCCUGGACCCUCCGGCACUGCAGAGCUCCCCGAGUCAGGGGCCCCGGACCCCAGGGCUGAGGAGGACUCAAGCAGGACUUUCCAAAAGUUGCCGCGGGGCUUUCCGAUCCCCUCGGCCAUCUCCCAAGUCUGGCCAGGCUGAUGGGGCCAGCGAGGAUUCUCUGCACCUUGACGUUCAGAAGCUGAAGGAGAAGAAGGACAUGCUGGACAAGGAAAUCUCCCAAUUAAUAUCUGAAGGCUACAGUGUCGAUGAACUGGAGGACCACAUCUCCCAGCUCCAUGAGUAUAAUGACAUCAAGGAUGUAGGCCAGAUGCUGCUAGGCAAACUAGCUGUGAUCCGAGGUGUCACCACCAAAGAGUUGUAUCCAGAAUUUGACCUGGACAUGAAUGACUGAGCUCACAGCCCCUUGUCCACGGCCCACUGGGAGAGGCCGAUGUGGACAUGAGAAGCAGUGAAAGCCCAACCAGAGCACCUACAGGCUUUCCAGUGAGAAAGUGUCAGAAGCCCUUUUCUAGAGAGCCCAAGCCGAGUCAGGAAGGGGUGUUCCCAGCCCUGAGGUUCCUGAAAUGUUCCAGUGAUACCUGUGUAUGUGUAUAUGUAUCCUGUUUGUAAAUAAACAUAUGAGCGAUUUUGGUGCGAA
Molecule: messenger RNA, 714 nt
Organism: Aethalodelphis obliquidens (Pacific white-sided dolphin)
Lineage: Eukaryota; Metazoa; Chordata; Mammalia; Artiodactyla; Delphinidae
Gene: SWI5
Product: SWI5 homologous recombination repair protein
Biological process (GO): double-strand break repair via homologous recombination
Cellular component (GO): Swi5-Sfr1 complex; Swi5-Swi2 complex
Source: RefSeq, a predicted model, not a curated record